Morus notabilis is the source of this 1083-nucleotide messenger RNA. Its product is annotated as putative 4-hydroxy-4-methyl-2-oxoglutarate aldolase 3. Gene Ontology annotation, biological process: regulation of RNA metabolic process. Gene Ontology annotation, molecular function: ribonuclease inhibitor activity. NCBI's taxonomy places the organism in Eukaryota, Viridiplantae, Streptophyta, Magnoliopsida, Rosales, Moraceae. Bases 396 to 896 code for a protein of 166 amino acids. The transcript is spliced from 3 exons. The record is from RefSeq and is a predicted model, not a curated record.
AGAGAUUGAGAUUUCAACUUAAAAAAUUAACUUUUUAAAAAGUGUGCUUCGAACUUCCAUGUCCCGUCUGAAAAUAGGCCUGAGGAGUUAAUCGCAAAUCAAAGAGAUGAGACGAAUCCUGAUUCCUGAAGGUAACAAACUUUGGUGGGGAUUACGAUGUCAGUCAGAAGAAGGCACAGAAAACAAUAAUCGCAGCAAUUCACCCGAUUCAAUGAUAAAAAGAAAAUGACAUCAUCUCUUUGUUUGCUAUUGCAAUGACUGAGAACAACGUGUAGAGAAUUCAGAAAUCAGAAGCAGGAGACUAAAGGGUUGAAGGGUGAAGAUUCGAGGCCCUUCAAACACAACCAAAGUUUUAAUAUUUAUCCUCUUCCCUUCCUAUUUCUGGUGAAAGAAAAAUGGCAGCACUGGCAACCGCGGAAGUCUGCGACACAAAUGCAGCACUUCUUGCCACCGGGGAGCUGCAUGUGUUGCAGCCGCUGUUCAAGACGUACGGGCAGUGCAGGGCGUUUGCGGGGCCCGUGGUUACGCUGAAGGUGUUCGAGGACAAUGUGUUGGUGAGGGAGGUUUUGGAGGGCAAAGGAGAGGGAAGGGUGUUGGUGAUAGAUGGGGGAGGGAGUAUGAGAUGUGCUUUGGUUGGGGGGAAUCUGGGGCAGCUGGCACAGAACAUGGGGUGGGCCGGGAUCGUGGUGAAUGGCUGCAUCAGAGAUGUUGAUGAGAUCAACGGCUGUGAUAUUGGGGUCAGGGCUUUGGCAUCUCAUCCUGUGAAAUCAAACAAGAAAGGAGUCGGGGAGAAGCACGUGCCUGUCCACGUUGGAGGAGCCUUGAUACGUGACGGAGAAUGGUUAUAUGCAGAUAGCGAUGGCAUUCUUAUCUCCAAAACUGAGCUCUCUAUCUGAAGUCUUUAGACUUUACAAUUUUAUCACAUCAAUAAGAACUGAGAUUUGAGAUUUGAGAGAGGAUAACAUGAAAUACUCUCAAUUCACAUUACAAUCCCUAGGAAAUUGCUCGUGUUUUCUACUCCACAUGUCGUUUCACUACUUAUCUUUGUACCUUUUAUUUAUUUAUUUAUUUUUUUUCUUGUUC